Molecule: messenger RNA, 1335 nt
Organism: Staurois parvus
Lineage: Eukaryota; Metazoa; Chordata; Amphibia; Anura; Ranidae
Source: the annotation of a GenBank genome assembly
AUGAGGAUGGUUCCUCUAUCACUGCUGCUAGUGGGCAUUCUGGUCAACUUUACAGGGGCUCUUCUACCCCCCGAGAGCCUGAAAAAAAUUUCAGAAGAGGGAAGAAAGUACAUCACUGAACAGUUUGAGAAUGCCCUAAAUGGAGUCAAGCAGAUGAAACAGCUCAUGGAUCAAACUGGGGAAGAGCACCAGAAGAUUCUUCGCACACUGGAGGAGACCAAGAAGAGCAAGGAGGAUGCUUUGAAGCAGGCUCUGGAGUCUGAGCAGCAGCUCUCCGAGACCCAGGAAAUCUGCAAUGACACCAUGCUGGCACUGUGGGAGGAGUGUAAGCCUUGCCUCAAACAGACUUGCGUCAGGUUCUACUCCAAGACCUGCAGAAGCGGAUCAGGCCUGGUUGGGCGUCAGCUGGAAGACUUCUUGAAUAGAUCUUCUCCCUUUGCCAUUUGGGUCAAUGGAGAGAGAAUAGACACUCUAAACAAGCAAAACGAGCAGCAGCACAUGGCAUUGGAGGAUAUCGAAGAUGGCUAUAGCAUUGUAGAAGACAGCGUACAUGAACUCUUCCAGGACAGCAUCAAGGCUUUUGACCACAUGAAGCCACUUUUCAGCAGGCCUUUCAAUGGUUUCAGUUUUCCCCAGUGGGAACCAUUCCCCUUUCAGAGAAUCAGCCCUCCAGUUUCCGCCAUGCGUAUCCGCAAGCAACGCUCACCUUUGUUUGAACCUUUUUUCACUAGCAAUUUUGACUCCCUCUUCAAAGCUGCUCAGAAAAUGAUGGAGAAGCAUCGUCAGAUGAUCCAACAAGGACCACGGUUCGAUGGGAUGGGUAAUGCUACUGAUGACAAAAUGGUAUGUCGGGAACUCAGACGAAAUACUGGCAGCUGCUUAAAGAUGAAGGACAAGUGUGAGAAGUGCAAGGAAAUUCUGGCAGUGGAUUGUUCAGGGAAGGAUACAAUGCAAGAAAAACUGCGGGAAAAAUUUGAAGACUCCGUUCGCUUAGCAGAGAAGUAUACCAAGCUGUACGAUGAUCUGCUACAGAGAUUCCGGGAGAAAAUGCUGAAUACCACCGGAAUCCUGGAGGACUUGAGUCACCAAUACAGCUGGGUGUCCAAGCUGGCCAACCUCACCGAUAGUGACAUGAAUGGAAUCUUCCAAGUGUCUACAGUGAGUGCCUAUUCCUCCAGCGGAGGGGCUCCAUCUGACACCACUGUCACAGUCAAACUUUUCGACUCUGAGUCUUUCACCUUCACAGUGCCUGGACACAUCACCAUGGAGGACCCAAAGUUUGGAGAACUGGUGGCUGAGGAAGCUUUGAAGAGAUUUAAAAAAGAAGUCAUGUAA